AUCAGAUUUCAUGUUCUACUGACAUUAGAUUUUCAUCAUUGAACUCUAUUCAACUCACACUACACGAAAAUUCAGUGCCGAAUACUACCGCCACCAUCAUAAUGCACACCCUCAAAUCCCUCCUCCUAACAGCCUUCACCCUAUCAUCCACCCUCACCACAACCGCCGCAACCACGACCAGCAGCAGCACCCCAACCUACAGCAUAACCGAACCCACCUCAGGCGCCAUAAUCUCCCUGAACACCGCAACCGUAAUAUCCUGGAACACGACCGCACCCAGCACCUCUAAACUCUCCAUCCACCUCUCCAAAACCACCAACGAAACAAGCAACCUCUACACCAUCGCGACCAACAUCUCCAACUCAGGCUCAAUCUCCUGGUCACCGCCAUCGCGCGUAGGGACAGGCUCAGAUUACAUCGUCGUCCUAGAACCCUCCUCCUCCUCGGAGACAUACACCUCACCCCCCUUCACCAUCUCAUCCUCCACCAACGCCUCGACAACAUAUUACCCCACCGAGGGGGAGAUCGUCAAGACAGGGCAAACAACAAUUAUUACCUGGGAAGUGGAGAGGAAUGUCUCCGAGGUGAGUAUUUAUCUCAUGGAGGGGGAGUUGAACAAUGGCAACGGAACUGCGGAUGGAAGUGGGCUGAAGAAUGUGACGACUAUCACGACGGAUAUUGCUAAUUCCGGGGAUGUGGCGUGUGUGUUGCCGGGGAGUGUGCAGAGUGGGGAUGAUUAUCGGUUUGCCAUUGUGGAUGUUAAGGAUGUGGGGAGGGUGAAGUAUUCGGCCGUGUUUGAGGUUGUUAAUUCAGGAGAUGAUUCGAGUUCAGAGGGUUCUUCUUCGUCUUCGACGAGUAGUGGAGAUGGGAGUGAGAGUUCGUCGAGUGGGGAUGGGUCUGGAUCUGCUACUGGGAAUGGGAAGGAGACUUCGGGUGCUGCGAAGCUUUGGUGUUGGGGCGGGGGUUGGGGAGUUGUUGGGUUGGUGGUCGGGUCUUUGCUGGUGUACGGUAGGAUUUGA
Messenger RNA from Aspergillus vadensis CBS 113365, 1019 nucleotides. RefSeq lists its product as uncharacterized. The record is from RefSeq and is a predicted model, not a curated record. Bases 102 to 1019 code for a protein of 305 amino acids. The transcript has a single exon. Lineage: Eukaryota; Fungi; Ascomycota; Eurotiomycetes; Eurotiales; Aspergillaceae.